Molecule: messenger RNA, 1326 nt
Organism: Jatropha curcas
Lineage: Eukaryota; Viridiplantae; Streptophyta; Magnoliopsida; Malpighiales; Euphorbiaceae
Product: SPX domain-containing protein 1
Biological process (GO): cellular response to phosphate starvation
Source: RefSeq, a predicted model, not a curated record
CGAAGGUGAAAAAAAAAAUGAACACGACCCAAUAGAAGAAGUAUCGCUUUUGUCAAAGAAGACGAGUAUAUUCCCAUUCAUAUGCCGGGAAUAUUCUUCAUUAAAUUUUUUCGCAUUUUUCUUUCUCAAUUGUCAAUAUCCCAAUUCGCGGAACAAGUAACAGGAAUUCAUACCCGGCGACAGUGAUCAGGAGCAGCAGAGCAGAGAGAUGAAGUUUUGGAAGAGCCUGAGUAUAUUGAUAGAGGAUACUUUACCAGAGUGGAGAGACAAGUUUUUGUCUUAUAAGGAUUUGAAGAAACAACUGAAGCUGAUAUAUCCCAAGGACGGUGACAAGCCAACGAAUAAGCGGCCGAGAUUGGAUGCUGCCGUGGCGUUGGAUAGAAUGGAUGGUGAGGAUCCUAGGGAGGAGAGUGGCGGUGAGGUGGCAAAGGAGGUUAUCGAUUUCGUUAGGCUUUUGGAGGAUGAGAUGGAGAAGUUCAAUUCUUUUAUUUUUGAAAAAGAAGAGGACUUUGUUAUUAAAUGGAAGGAACUGCAAAAUAGUGUAGAAAAGGCCAGGGAUUCAAAUGAAGAGCUGAUGAAAGUAGGGAGGGAGAUAGUAGAUUUUCAUGGGGAGAUGAUUUUGUUGGAGAAUUACAGUGCUCUUAAUUACACAGGCCUCGUGAAGAUAUUAAAGAAAUAUGACAAGCGAAGUGGCGCUUUAGUUCGUGUGCCCUUUAUCCAAAAGGUUAUGCAGCAGCCAUUCUUCACUACUCAUGUGCUUAACAAGCUUGUGAAGGAGUGUGAGACGAUGCUUGAUCAGCUCUUCUCUAAAAAUGAGGCAUCUAUUUCACCUAAAGCAACUGAAGAUGUAGCAGACUGUGAUCCUAGAACUCCAACUGAAAGUAAGGAGGGGAUUAUUAGAGUUCCAAAGGAACUCACUGAGAUUGAAAAUAUGGAGAGCAUGUACAUGAAGCUAACUUUAUCAGCACUGCGUGUCCUGAAAGAGAUUCGGAGUGGAAGCUCGACUAUAAACAUGUUCUCUUUGCCCCCUUUGCAAAGUAAUGCCUUGGAGGAGGAUUGGAAGAAAGUCCCUGUCUUGGAACAAGCUGCCAAAUAGAGUUUUAUUUUCAGAAUCUAACUUCCCUUUUUGUAUAAAAUUUCAAAUAUUGGAAGGAUUCUCCAACUCUUUCUUUUUGGGUUGAUACGAUUUACUUUGCUUUGAUUGUUGUGUUUCUUUGCUAAGUAAUUGUGUAACCUUAUUAUCGAGCUCCUGAAAGUUGUCAACUUUUGUGUCUGAAAGAAGUUGGGUGCUUUGGAUCCCUUGGACCUUUGCCCAAAUUUGGUUUA